This is a messenger RNA of Penicillium chermesinum, 462 nucleotides long. RefSeq lists its product as uncharacterized. The transcript has 3 exons. The record is from RefSeq and is a predicted model, not a curated record. Gene Ontology annotation, molecular function: oxidoreductase activity. The coding region runs from base 1 to 462 and encodes 153 amino acids. NCBI's taxonomy places the organism in Eukaryota, Fungi, Ascomycota, Eurotiomycetes, Eurotiales, Aspergillaceae. Gene Ontology annotation, cellular component: mitochondrion.
AUGUUUCGCUUCAGCAAAACCCUCGACCCCAUCACCCUCUUCCACUCCCCCUCCCUCGCGAGCAGCACUCGCGCCCUCAACCUCCUCAAGCAAGCCUCCAUCAACGCCGCCGAGACCGCCACCGAAGACCAAGCGAGCGAGUACUCCUCGCACGCCAAGCAGCAGCGCGGCGAGUUCGAGCUGGAGGUUACCACGAACCCUCCGACGACCGACCAGCUGCGCAGCAUUAUCGAAUACGUUUCUCCCGUCAGUGGCGUGGGCGGCCAAGGCGACAAGAAAACUUACGAGGUUUCUGAGCUGGUGAAGGGCGCGAAGGAUGCCGAGGAUGCGGUGAAGAAGUUCAAGGAGGACCAGUCACGAUUUGUUCGUCCUAUUACUGUUGACUGGGUCAAUGGCCGUGCUGUGAUCGGCGACCAGGAAUCUGAGAUCUUGCGCAUGGUGCGCCAGCUUCCCUCGAACUAG